CGGUGGGGCACGGACAGAACGUUAACUGCGCUGCAAUAUGCCUUGCCAAUUGCCGUUGCGCGCGGAGUAAGGCAUAUUCCGUAUCCAAUUGUGGACGCUGUGAUCUCACCGGGAUUAUUACGCAAUCAGUAACGAAAUUGAGGUACACGCGAAAAAAAAUUUUUUGUCUCAUAUCUCGCAAACUAGCCACUGGCGAAGAAUCUAGAGAGAAGAACGUGGACGAAAAUGGCGAGAAAAAUCAGCCACGUCGUACUGAUUAGUGCAUUGUUGGUCAGCACAUGUCUGACAGCUAGCGGACAACCGGACUGGACAAGCGAUUUAACUAGCAAUAUUCAUCGUAUGACCGAAAAUAUUAAUCGACAGGUGCAACAGUUCACUGAGCAGCUUCAAACGCGAAUACAACAUAACUUAGAGAGUUCAUUGCGACCCGCACUCGAAGAAGUCAAUAGAACAAUUCAGAAUCUGCCGAGAGAUGCAAACGGACAAAUAAUAACAAAUAGUGGUAGUACCAUUAUCGUUAAUUCUGGAAAUGGUGUAUCAAGAUCCAUCUUAUCCGGGCGCACGCCGGGAGGAGAAUCGUACGUCCGUGAUAUCGAAGAACGACAAGAAGGAAAUUUCCUUUAUCACAAUGAAAUUAUUUAUAAACCCCAAACCAACUCCAGUGAGACGAUUCGCUGGAAAUUGGACCUCGCGACUCCGGGAGCCAAACCUGAAAUCAUUACGGAAUAAAAAUUAAAACAAUAUUAAUUUUUAAUAGUAUACUCAACAUAUGCAAUAUAUACUGCAUAAACUUUACAUAAAGAAGGGAACGCAAGUCAAUCGUAAAAUGCAACCGUAAAAUCAUGAGUUACACGACAAAAGUCACAAUUAUCGAAUUGCGUAAAUCGGCAAAGCGAGCGUGGUGAAUUUUUAAUUAUGGUCUUGUGAAAGCGUCACAUAAUAAAUAUUCUUUCAAUUGAAGUAUGUGCAGACAUUAUCGGUUCUGUGAUAUUAAAAUCGAUACGCGUACGUUGCACACUGUGAUUUCAUGUACGUCGAUAUUAUGUACGUUCAGUUGAAUAAGCUUGUUAAUAAACAAUUUGUCAAUAGAUAAUUCUCUCCAACUUAUUUUUUAAUAAUAUGAAUAAAGUGCUUAUUAAUGAA
Linepithema humile (Argentine ant) is the source of this 1143-nucleotide messenger RNA. RefSeq lists its product as uncharacterized. Lineage: Eukaryota; Metazoa; Arthropoda; Insecta; Hymenoptera; Formicidae. The record is from RefSeq and is a predicted model, not a curated record.